AUGGCCGCCCUGUCUCUUGGAGCGGACGCCAGCUCUAUGGGAAUCAUGUUUAAGGUCCGGCGCCUCCUCUCUGCGAAGGAGGUGUCUGAGAAGCAGGUGCUUUUCAUAGGCGGCAGCAUGCGCGUGGUGGGACUCUUUUCCCUCAGCGGCCCGCUGCUGGCGGCGGAGCGCGAGUUGGCGGCGCAGGGAAGGAGCUCCGAGCGUUUGGGCAGCUGGUGCCCGUCCCUGGACAUGGCGAGGCGGCCUGAGGUCGCCCAGCCCGCCGAGUUGGAGCAGCAGCCCUUGGUGAUGGUAUUGCUGGACGAGGAGGAAGCUUGA
Messenger RNA from Symbiodinium sp. CCMP2592, 318 nucleotides. NCBI's taxonomy places the organism in Eukaryota, Dinophyceae, Suessiales, Symbiodiniaceae. The record is from the annotation of a GenBank genome assembly.